Molecule: messenger RNA, 528 nt
Organism: Xenia sp. Carnegie-2017
Lineage: Eukaryota; Metazoa; Cnidaria; Anthozoa; Malacalcyonacea; Xeniidae
Exons: 2
Coding region: 40-528 (162 amino acids)
Source: RefSeq, a predicted model, not a curated record
CAGAUAUAACGCGAUAAAACAAAUUUCGAAGCUAUAUGGAUGCAAGUUCUUAAUCUUUUUAUAUUAAAAGCAAAUCACAACAGCAACUGUCUACAAUCAACAAAGGGCAAGAAAUCAACCAUGGCACAAGAAAAUGAUGAUACGGCCGUUAAUCGCACUGACCACGAAAUCAGUUUGCUAUUAAAUCAUCUCAAAAACAUGCCGGACCAUAUGAAAAUUUUUUGCUCGUCAUUGGCAUCACUCUUCAACGAGGCGAAAGUCAGUAGCAUUACGGGUGGCGAAAAUGGCGUUUCUGAUGUUGUAGGUAUGUUUGACAUCGCUGAGAAAUUCAAAGAUAUCAGGGAAGAAACAAGAAAGGACGCAAUCGUAUAUCUGCGCGCUAACCUACCGAUUGUGAAAGAGUUUUCGCUCUCAGUUAGGGAUUGUCUGGAGCACUACAAGUUUUUAUCAUUUGAAAAAUGGCACACAAUCUUUCCUCGCAUACUCAGUGAAAUAGAAAAGAGCGAAGCACUUGCGCAGACUAUUUAA